AUGCCAUCCAGCAUGGCGCGAAGAUUGCUCACCGGAGGUAAACGUCUAUCGAGCGCUGCGUUUGGCAACGGUUACUACUUCGAGCGCACUAUCCUCCGCGACGUGGAUGCUUCCGUGCAGGUGACGCAGGAAGAAAGCUUUGCGCCUAUUGCUGCGGUGUACAGGUUCAAGACUGAAGAUGAAGUCGUACAGCAGGCAAACGGUACCGACAUGGGUCUUGCAAGCUACGUGUUUACCACGGAUGUGAAUCGUUCAUGGCGCCUGCUGGACAAAUUGGAGGCGGGAUAUGAUUGGGCUCAACACACUGGGAACUCUUCUGCGGCGGAGUCGCCGUUUGGUGGGAUGAAGAUGUCUGGGUAUGGGAAGGAGUCUGGGAAGGAUGUGGCUGUUGCAGAAUACUUGGUAUCAAAGACAUGUACCAUGACUGUAGAGGGUGCGCUGCCUUGA
This is a messenger RNA of Aspergillus chevalieri, 447 nucleotides long. RefSeq lists its product as uncharacterized. Gene Ontology annotation, molecular function: succinate-semialdehyde dehydrogenase (NAD+) activity. The record is from RefSeq and is a predicted model, not a curated record. Bases 1 to 447 code for a protein of 148 amino acids. Lineage: Eukaryota; Fungi; Ascomycota; Eurotiomycetes; Eurotiales; Aspergillaceae. The transcript has a single exon.